Messenger RNA from Racocetra persica, 220 nucleotides. The record is from the annotation of a GenBank genome assembly. Lineage: Eukaryota; Fungi; Glomeromycota; Glomeromycetes; Diversisporales; Gigasporaceae.
AUGGCUAAAGGUAAAAGAAUUUGUGAUAGAUGUGGUUAUAACUUUGCAACACCACGUAAACUCCGUGAUCAUUUAUUAAGAAAAUUCAAAUGCAAACCAAUUACUCAAAUCACAAUUCCCCAAGGCGUCCCUCCUCCCAUUCCCCACAUUCGAGGAAGAGAUCAAAGGCGAGAAAUAGCAAAAAGAAAUAAAUCACCAAAACCAAUUUCCCAAGAAGCUG